AUGAGCCAACAAGGAGAAGAUUGCACUAUCUUGUGGUCCUAUGGUGUUGCUAGUAGGUUUCAAUUAGCUGAAGGAGGGAAUAAUGGUGGAGGCCAAAGCAAAGUGAGCAUAAAAGAGAAAGGUAAAGCUUGCAAUGUCUCAAGGAGGUGGAAGGUCAGCAGGAGUGGUACAAGUAGGCCUUCCCUUCGGUAUGUGAUAUCAGUAUGUAAGUUGAUUUCACUCAUAGUCCCAAUCAAAGCUUUUGAAACUUCUGGUUUGAAGGACUUCACUGCUAAUUAG
Sphenostylis stenocarpa is the source of this 279-nucleotide messenger RNA. NCBI's taxonomy places the organism in Eukaryota, Viridiplantae, Streptophyta, Magnoliopsida, Fabales, Fabaceae. The record is from the annotation of a GenBank genome assembly.